AACAAAAAGAAAAAAGAAACAUGGGGAGUCUGUAUCUUUAUUGUAUCAAUUGAUCUGGAUGAAAUGACAUUCACUUUCACAGAGCUUCUGAAAAGUAUAAGCAUAAGUGUAUGCACAUUUUUUCAGUUUCUGAAAGAAGUGGAUGUUAACAUGGAUACUGUAAGCACUAAAGUUGAUAGCACUGUAUCAAGGCUGAAAAAGAAAUAUGAUGUAUUACUUGCACUAUACCACAAGUUUGAAAGGACUUGUGGCCUUAUUUAUCUGGAACAACCUAGUAGUGAGAUUUCUGCUGAACUCAGUUCUGUAUUAGUCCUAAAAAAUUACUGGAUUACUUUUUUGCUGGCAAAAGGUAAAGUGUUGCAAGUGGAAGAUGAUCUGGUGAUUUCUUUCCAGUUGUUGCUGUGUGUCUUAGAUUAUUUUAUCAAACUGUCACCUCCUGCUAUGCUCAAGGAACCAUACAAGUCUGCUGUGACUGCAGUGGCUGUUAAUGGUUCAGCUCGAACUCCAAGAAGAGGUCAGAACAGGAGUACCCGUACUUCAAAGCAAAUUGAUACCGAUACAAAAGUUAUUGAAGUCCUUUGUAAAGAGCAUGAUUGUAAUUUAGAUGAGGUCAAAAAUGUGUAUUUCACAAGCUUUAUUCCUUUCUUGAAUACUAUUGGUAUUGCAGCUUCAAAUGGACUACCAGAGGUUGAGGUUCUCUCGAAACAGUAUGAUGAACUCUAUCUCAAAAACAAAGAUAUAGAUGCAAGGUUAUUUCUGGAUCAUGAUGAAACUCUGCAGCCUGAUGUCAUAGCAUGCUCACAGUUGGAGAGGACACCAGUAAAAACCCAUCCAGAUGAGGAACUUAAUGUUAUACUUCCACAGACUCCUGUUCGAGCUGCAAUGAAUAACAUUCAGCAACUGAUUAUGAUUUUGAACUCUGCAACUGAUACACCAUCAGAUACUCUCAUCAUGUAUUUCAAUAAUUGCACAGUGAACCCUAAGGAUAGUAUCCUGAAAAGAGUGGAAACUCUUGCCCACAUCUUCAAAAAGAAAUUUGCUGAAGCGGUUGGACAGGGAUGUGCUGAAAUUGGCUCACAGAGAUACAAGCUUGGAGUACGUCUGUAUUACAGAGUAAUGGAGUCUAUGCUAAAGUCGGAGGAAGAGCGCCUCUCAGUCCAGAAUUUCAGCAAACUUCUGAAUGAUAACAUCUUCCACACAUCUCUUCUGGCAUGUGCUGUUGAAGUUGUCAUGGCUACAUAUGGCAGAAAUGCUUCACAAAGUGAUGGUACCAGUGCGGAAACAGACUUAUCUUUCCCAUGGAUUCUUAAUGUAUUCGAUUUAAAAGCUUUUGACUUCUACAAAGUGAUUGAAAGCUUUAUUAAAGCGGAGCCAAGCCUAACAAGGGAAAUGAUAAAGCAUCUAGAACGCUGUGAACAUCGAAUUAUGGAGUCUCUCGCUUGGCAGUCUUCACUGUUGUGGUUUCUGUUCACCGGGAGGUCGUACUGUUACCAGCGUGGCAGCAGCAGCGGAGAAUGUGUCACCGUGUCUCUGGAAAUAGAUUUUCGGCUGUAA
Messenger RNA from Eurypyga helias (sunbittern), 1554 nucleotides. RefSeq names its product retinoblastoma 1 (gene RB1). The transcript is spliced from 16 exons. The record is from RefSeq and is a predicted model, not a curated record. Gene Ontology annotation, molecular function: RNA polymerase II transcription regulatory region sequence-specific DNA binding. The annotation marks the transcript as partial. Gene Ontology annotation, biological process: cell differentiation; negative regulation of G1/S transition of mitotic cell cycle; cell morphogenesis involved in neuron differentiation. NCBI's taxonomy places the organism in Eukaryota, Metazoa, Chordata, Aves, Eurypygiformes, Eurypygidae. Gene Ontology annotation, cellular component: nucleus; Rb-E2F complex; chromatin.